AUGCAGCCGCAACCCAAACAUCCCAAGAAGCACAGGCGAGAAGUGCGACUUCGCUGCGACAGCAUUUGCCUCAAUACUGCCGUGAGCGCAUGCUGCAAGGCUGACAGGUGGGCCUGGGCAUUGCAGCUGUUCAGCGGCAUGCUGGAGUCUCAGAGACGUGGUGGCCUUGCCGCCAGCGCCGCACUAGCGGCUGCAGCCCGUCGAAGGGCAUGGAGGGCAGGUCUGGCGUUGCUGGUUGAGCUGCGACGCCAGGGUCGCGGGUCUGCAGGGUGUGCAGAUUCAGUAGCGUACACUGCCAUGCUGCUGGCCUGCAUCAAGUCCUCCAAAUUCAGAGCCGUGGCGAGACUGCUGAAAGACAUGAAGGCUUUGCGCUUGGAGAUUGGACGAGCCGCGCAGAACGUCGCGUUGGCCCUGCAGGAGGCGCGUGGGUCGUGGUCCUCGGCACUUCGCCUGCUGCACGGGAUGCGAAGGAACACCGUCCAAACCGAUCUUGCUGCAGCUGUCGCCGUUGUUGGAAGCUGCGGGAAGAGUGCCGUGUGGCAAGCUGCAGUGGACGUUGUAUCCACAUUGUCACGAGAGCAGCUGGCACCUGAUGUGGCCGUUUGCGAGUGCCUGGUAGCUGCAGAUGAGAAAGCUCCUGGAGUGCCUUUGGUGUUGCUCCAGACGCUGGAGCUGGCAACCGAG
Molecule: messenger RNA, 684 nt
Organism: Symbiodinium necroappetens
Lineage: Eukaryota; Dinophyceae; Suessiales; Symbiodiniaceae
Source: the annotation of a GenBank genome assembly